Molecule: messenger RNA, 2652 nt
Organism: Drosophila mauritiana
Lineage: Eukaryota; Metazoa; Arthropoda; Insecta; Diptera; Drosophilidae
Gene: Nplp1
Product: neuropeptide-like 1
Exons: 5
Coding region: 208-1671 (487 amino acids)
Source: RefSeq, a predicted model, not a curated record
ACUUUGCGGCUAACGUUAGUGGUACGGCAGCUGGCGAACAGCAAACUCGCGUCCGUGUUUCCGUUACGGUUUGAAUCGGUUUGGAAGUGGGUGCUGCAAAGGGCAAUUCAAUUUGUGAGGCAGUGCGAGUGCGGUCGAUCCUUUUGUCGCGUUGCAAGCGAACGAAACUCACUUAACAGUUGAGCCGCCCCCAGGACGACAUCCACGAUGCAGGCGGUGCUCCAAUCUGCGCACAGCAGCAGGCGGCUAAUGCUGUUGCUCUCCAUGCUGCUCAAUGCCGCUAUUCAGCCACAAUCCGUUAUUGUGAGUGCUACUGAUGAUGUCGCCAAUGUGUCGCCUUGCGAAAUGGAGUCCCUUAUAAAUCAACUGAUGAGCCCCAGCCCCGAGUACCAGCUUCACGCCUCCGCAUUGCGCAAUCAACUGAAAAACUUACUUCGGGAAAGACAGCUGGCCGUGGGCGAAGAACAGCCUUUGGGCGAGUACCCCGAUUAUCUGGAGGAGGACAAGCGUUCGGUGGCCGCUCUGGCUGCCCAAGGCCUCCUUAACGCUCCGAAGAGAAGCUUGGCCACUCUGGCUAAAAACGGGCAACUGCCCACGGCGGAGCCUGGCGAGGAUUACGCCGACGCAGACUCCGGAGAGCCGAGUGAACAGAAGCGCUACAUCGGUUCCCUGGCCAGGGCCGGCGGAUUGAUGACCUAUGGAAAGCGCAACGUGGGCACCCUGGCCCGCGACUUCCAGCUGCCCAUUCCCAACGGCAAGCGAAACAUCGCAACUAUGGCCCGUCUGCAGAGUGCUCCCUCUACCCACCGAGAUCCAAAGCGCAAUGUGGCCGCCGUCGCACGCUACAACUCGCAGCACGGUCAAAUCCAGCGCGCUGGGGCCGAGAAACGUAACCUGGGAGCCCUGAAGUCCUCGCCGGUCCACGGAGUGCAGCAGAAGCGCGAGGAUGAAGAGAUGCUGUUGCCCGCGGCCGCCCCCGACUACGCCGAUCCCAUGCAGAGCUACUGGUGGUACCCCAGCUAUGCCGGGUACGCCGACCUCGACUGGAACGAUUAUCGCCGGGCAGAGAAGCGAUUCCUAGACACAUCCAAGGAUCCCGAAUUGUUCGGCAUCGAGCAUGGCAACGAUGCCGCUGCUGCAGAGCCCGCAGACGAGGCGGAAAUGGAGUCGGAUGCGGAGGCCGGGAGCGAGCAGUCGCCAUCGCCGCAGAAGCGUCACAUAGGCGCCGUUUAUCGCUCCGGAUUCCUGCCCAGUUACCGCUACCUGCGCAGCCCUGGGGGCAGUGGUGGUUUUGGCGGGGCCGGGGGGCGUUUUAGUCGCUCGGGACGUGACGCCAGGCAAUUUGCCGGGUACUUCCCCCAACACGAGCGACUGCGUCAACCCACCGCAGCCGUUUGUAAGCAGUGUUUCAUACCUAACCAACCGAUGAUCAAUUGGAGUGGUGCUGGCGUACGCGGUCGUCUGUCCAAGUACUAUGUGGAUCCCGAGUCCUCAUUAGCGCGCUUGCCCAGCCUGUCCAGUAACUCGCUGCCAUCAGGACGCCCUCCGCGCACGCUCCUGCGCUCAGGGGCUCCAGUCUAUCCGCCCUUCCACACCUGGGGCACUCCGCCGCGUAUCACAGCACUGCAUCGACGGGAAUUUCGACGCAACUCGGAAAAUUAUGAAUACUAAAUAUCGACAAUAUACUCUUUAUGCAAAUAACGCGAUACAGAUUUCCUUAGUACAGAAGUCGGAAAAUAUACCUAUACAGUGUAAAUCCCCGAAAUGUAAUGUCACACACUACACCUGCGAACCUUGCGACUACUAAGUCUAGCGGGUAAACCGUAGAGCUGUAGGAUCUGUAUGGCUAUUGCUAUAACUAUCAAAUAUAUUUAUGAAACUGAAGUAACUGAUAUCAGUGCAAAGCAUAAACACGAUAUAUAUCAAAGCAAAUCAUAUCCUCUGUAUAAUUUAAAUUCUUAAAAGAAGUUUUGAAAUAGUGCUAGUGUUGUACCUUGCAAGAACUAGAACUUCAUAAAAUAACUUUAUCCUACAUUGCUGACUAACUGAUAACAGUUUAGAUUGUUUUCCCUGGCGUCUUUUAUGUGUAAAUGACAAUAACUGUUUCCACUAGGUAAAAGCUAAGAAUUGCCAUCAACGAUCACUGAUAUAUGAAAGCGUUAACAAACUGCGUCAAAGACAAUAAAACUUGAUGAAAACUAAAGAAAUUCUCGAUUUAUAAAUAUAAAUAUAAAUAUAUUAUACUUUAAUGUAUUCCAGACAAUAAAAAAAAUAUUGACAAUAAAAUAUUGCGGGGUAUUAAGUACUUCUUUAUGAGUCAUUUGGAUUGAUUUUAACUUUUUCAAAUCAUUGGAAUAAAGCAAGAUAUCUAAGUCUCUGUGUGUAAUAAAAAGUCUGAUGUUGUCAAUAAUUAACUUAAACUAUUAUGAAAACCAAAGUAUCUUAAAAAUGAAAAGUUAAUCAAUUAAUCAACCAAGUAUUUACUUCGAUUAUAUACAAAACCUAUCAAAGCUCGUACUUGCGGUGAAGCUCUCAGAACAAAAUAGAGCUGACAAUUUGUGGCCACCAACUGGCGAUUAAAGUUUCUGUAUACAAAUUACAUAUAUCAUAUUAAAUUAAUGGAAAUAUAUACACAAAAAUUACCUGUUUGUU